ACCUCAGUCUUCAGGAAGGAUCGUUUCACGUCGGUCGUUCGAGUCCACGAUAUCCUAGAAAGUUACCUAUCACCAAAGAGAAUACGUAUCUUCGUCGAAAGAAAGAGAAAAGGAAAAGAAGAAAAAAGAGGAGCAAGGAACUCGCGUCUCGUCCGGAACAGUUGUACUCUUGGAACAGUUCCGGUUCUCAGUCGGUGUUCAACCGGAAACGAUCGCGAAAUGACGUUAGCCUCGCGGUACGUUCGGUGAACUCGCGAAUUCGAAAGUGACCUUUUUUGCUGGAUUAACAACAAGAUCACCAAUCCGUGUGAUAUUAGAACAGAUUCUUCGCUGAUCGUUGUCGCGAACAAACGAUUAUCAGCUGAUCGUUCGUGGUCAGAGUUGACUGGAAGAAGCGGAUUACGAAAAACAUGAAAAGGACAGCUGUGUUUCUUCUGAUCGUCGUCGGCUUGGCUACGCGAGGCUGCAACGGUGCCGGAUGCGGUUACCCUGGGGCUCCUGCACAUAGUAGCGUUCGGUUCACAGGAACAGGUGCCGAAGACGUUAUAGACGAAGAGGAUGCCCUGCUAAAGGACACGAUAUUGCCCGAGGGCACAGUGGCUACGUAUUCUUGCGAACGUGGGUUUGAACUCCUUGGUCCUGCGAGGAGACAGUGUCAGGUUGAUGGCUCUUGGACACCAGAAGGGGUUCCGUUUUGCGUGCUAAAUGUUGCCGGAGGUAAAGCUCCUAUGCAAUCAAGCAGCUCAGAUGGUGGAAUUCCGCAGCGUGCUGUUGAUGGCAGCAGUGGACAAAUUUAUACCCCUCAAACUUGCACCCUUACAAGACCAGAGCACAGGCCGUGGUGGUACGUGAACUUGCUUGAACCAUAUAUGGUGCAACUCGUGCGGUUGGAUUUUGGCAAACCGUGUUGCGGUGAUGGUAUACCCGGAACAAUUGUUGUUCGUGUCGGAAACAAUCGGCCGGACUUGGGAACGAAUCCAAUUUGCAAUCGUUUCACCGGUCCCCUCGAAGAAGGGCAACCUCUUUUUUUGCCCUGUAAUCCGCCUAUGCCUGGAGCUUUCGUUUCCGUACACUUGGAAGCAACUACACCGGCACCAGUUCCAGUGCAACUUUCAUUGUGUGAGGCCUUCGUGUACACUGAUCAGGCUCUUCCCAUUGAGAGAUGUCCACAAUUUAGAGAUCAGCCACCAGGUUCGACAGCAACCUACAAUGGAAAAUGUUACAUAUUCUACAAUCGCCAACCGAUGAUAUUCCGAGAAGCAUUGGCAUUCUGUCGUGCACGAGGUGGUACUUUAGUGGAUGAAAGCAAUCCUGCGUUGCAAGGGUUUAUUUCGUGGGAACUAUGGAGGAGGCACAGGAGUGAUACUUCGAGUCAAUACUGGAUGGGUGCAGUAAGAGAUCAAAAGGAUCGUACGGUUUGGAGGUGGACAGGAAGCGGCGACGAGGUUUCUGUUUCUUUCUGGAGUCUACCUCAAGGCAGCGAAGAAGACUGUGCUCGAUAUGAUGGUAGUAGAGGAUGGCUUUGGUCCGAUACCCCUUGCACAGCUCGAUUAAAUUUCAUCUGUCAACACCAACCACGAGCGUGUGGUCGACCAGAACAGCCUCCGAAUUCAACGAUGACGGUGACCACAACGACAGAUCGGAAUUCCGGAAGCGCAUAUGAAGUUGGCGCGACGGUGGAUUACACUUGUAACGCCGGCAGCCUUCUUAUAGGACCGUCGACUCGUACAUGCCUCGAUACUGGCUUCUACAACGAGUUUCCACCGGUGUGCAAAAGCAUCGAGUGCGGUUAUCCAGCGAACAUAAAACACGGAGGUUACACACUUAUCAACAAUACCGUUAGUUAUCUCAGUCAGGUGCUUUAUUCCUGCGAUGAAGGAUACGAGAUGACUGGUCGUGCAAGACUGACAUGCGAUAUCGAUGAGCGCUGGAAUGGACCGCCACCACGUUGCGAGCCAAUUUUGUGCGAUCCUCCUGCUCCUGUUCCACAUAGUUACAUUCAAAUCGAUGAAAUCGACGAAACCGAGACAGUACCAUCGAAAACGAACUUCAGUCGAAGUCUUCUCGUAGGCAGUAUCGUUACUUACACCUGCGAGAAGGGUUACAGACUUUCUGGCUUCCGACAAAUAUUAUGCUUGCCCACAGGCUUAUAUGAUCAUGUCGCACCCACUUGUACGGAAGAACCACGUACCACCGUGACUGUGUCUUCCCGAACAACCGUGCGACCAACGACCAGCAGAACCCGACACACGUUCUUACCACCUCGAGUUCGAACCACAACAAUCUCGACGACCACAACCACAACCACCUUUGUGCCACCACGAAGAGUGGCUAGCACCGCCGAAUUACCCGCAACGGUUCGGGAAACCAUCGCAAGGAAACCAAAUAUUGGUCUUCAGAGACCAGCACCGCCUCCGUCGCCACCUCUGAACGACGACACCAACGAUCAUCCUCAGGACAACGAAAUUUCUGGCAGUGGAGUGGACAAUGCUCAGGCCGGCAUUGGAACUGGUGUUCCUGAACCUUCUGGACCUUUCAGGGUGGACAACGCCGACCAAUCGAGUAACACUCAUCAAGCAAAAUUAAAUCUAGGCGCGGUGAUCGCCUUGGGUGUCUUCGGUGGUUUCGUAUUCCUUGCUGCUGUAAUCACCACCGUUGUAAUACUCAUACGCAGAAAUCGCGGUAGAAGCAGCAAGCAUUACCGACACCGUGCAUCUCCAGAUUGCAAUACCGUGGCCAGCUUUGGAAGCAGUUCCUCUGAGAGUCGAGGAGGACUGAAUCGAUAUUACCGUCAAGCUUGGGAAAAUCUGCAUGAGACGGCCGGUCAUAAGACCAAUCAUCCUCCUCUUCGUCGCAAGGAGACCCUGGAUGAACCAGGAUACCGAGAAAAUUACCGUGGCAACAACACCGAGAGAGAUGGUUCAGAAUUAGUUGUGAGCGAUGUAGCCACGUACCCGUCUAACAAGCACGCCAGUAUUUCUGACAAGAAACGCCAUCAUCAUCAUCAUCAUCAUCACCAUGGUAACUCUACGCCCGAGUGGAGGCAAUCUCAGUCUCAUCACAGAUACUGAACACAAAAUCGGUUACCUAGAACCGCUUAUUUUUUUGAGAUUUUCGGUGAAUCGAUUAUUGUGACGAGUCGCGAUUGGAUCACGAGCAAGCUGUCUUUUUUUAUGCUGUAUGCAUAUUUUAUAAAUGGUGACGCACUGGAAGAUGGUGACUUUAUGUUAAGAAAUACUUGCAAAAUGUAAGGUAAACUGCCUUC
Molecule: messenger RNA, 3265 nt
Organism: Bombus impatiens (common eastern bumble bee)
Lineage: Eukaryota; Metazoa; Arthropoda; Insecta; Hymenoptera; Apidae
Exons: 11
Coding region: 411-3071 (886 amino acids)
Source: RefSeq, a predicted model, not a curated record